GUUUGAUCCAGAUCCUGAGAUAGGGUCAGUGCUGGACAACAACACAGAUGAUAGUAUUGACCUAAGUGGCAAAUACAUGCGUUUCCUUAAGGAUAGAGAGUGUGUUAAUGGCGAAAAUCAUAGUAAACAAAGAGAUUGUCGUGUGAAGGCACCAGUCCAUAUUUCUGAAGCCAGAUCAGUUCAG
This is a messenger RNA of Paramuricea clavata, 184 nucleotides long. NCBI's taxonomy places the organism in Eukaryota, Metazoa, Cnidaria, Anthozoa, Malacalcyonacea, Plexauridae. The record is from the annotation of a GenBank genome assembly.